GGGCACAUUCCUGUCCUUCUGUUCAAGCAUUCCUGCAGCUCCACAAACCGGUGACGCGCAAAUGAAAAGUUCGCGAUUUUAUUGAGGCGCGCUCUCAGAAACGGAAGCGGAUCCAGAUUUGCGCUCUUUUACUGUGUCUGAACGCCGCGUUUUGCACCGAGUCGUGUGUCUGGACGCCGGUAACUCAGCUCGUGUUGUGUCUGAGUUUUGGGCUCGCGUUUGCGAUGAUGUCUGUGAAGUGUCUGGACGCGGUAAAGCAGAAGAUCCAGAGUCUGCAGCGGCAGGCGGAUGAUGCGCAGCAGCGGGCAAACUUUCUGCACAAACAGCUGGAAAACGAGAGAGAUCUGCGCGAGAAAGCUGAAGGAGAUGUAGCAGCGUUGAACCGCAGGAUUCAGCUGGUGGAGGAGGAACUGGACCGAGCUCAGGAGAGACUGGCCACUGCGCUUCAGAAACUAGAGGAGGCUGAGAAAGCAGCCGAUGAGAGCGAGAGAGGCAUAAAGGUGAUCGAGAACCGCGCCAUGAAAGAUGAGGAGAAAAUGGAAAUUCAGGAAAUACAGCUGAAAGAGGCCAAACACAUCGCUGAAGACUCCGACCGCAAAUAUGAAGAGGUUGCCCGUAAGCUGGUGAUUCUGGAGGGGGAACUGGAAAGAGCAGAAGAAAGAGCAGAGAUCGCAGAACUUAAAGGUGGAGAUCUGGAGGAAGAGCUGAAAAAUGUAACCAACAACCUCAAGUCUUUGGAAGCCCAAUCAGAAAAGUAUUCAGAGAAAGAGGACAAAUAUGAGGAUGAGAUCAAAGUUCUGACUGAUAAACUGAAAGAGGUUGAAACGCGUGCAGAGUUUGCAGAAAGGACUGUGGCCAAACUGGAAAAGACCAUUGAUGAUCUGGAGGAGUCUCUGGGUGAGGCGAAACAGCAGAACCUGGAGAUGCAUCAAGUGCUGGAUCAAACACUCCAAGAGCUCAACAGCUUAUGAACAAACAACACGAGUAGUAAACACAUGGAGAAAGAAAACUUCCACAGUCAUUCCAGCAGUUUCAUCUGCAGCCUCUUUUGUGUUUUUCCUUUUGUGUGCUGUAGGUAUGUUAUUUCAGUCCGUUGUUGUAUCGUAAUCUUUUGAUUCUUUUCUAAAGCUCCUAUUUAGUCGGUUACAUGUUACUUUUGUCCCAUUUGUAUGUAAAAUACACUAUAGCCAAUGUGUUAAAGGGCCAUGAAACCCCCUCGUUUCAGCAGGGUGUUUUCACACCUCUACUUUGGAAAAAGUCAGAAAAGUGGGCGUGUCCAGCUCUGUUUAGGGGGGAGUGUCGGAGGAACUAAAGUGGGAUGGUGUGGGAGUGUCUAUUUGUGCACGCGCGAGUUUUCAGAGUCAAAAUACACCCACACAGACAGGAGAAAGUGAUGGUGUUUAACCUACAUGGACAUCUGUAGUCGAAUUAUUUGCUGAAUUAUUAAAGGGUGGACUUUAACUGCAGUUUGGCUCUUUCAUUCAGGGAAUUCAUUCAUGCCCCUCGCGACAAACGAGAUAUUUGAUUCGAGGAACUGCUGCAAGCGUGUAUUUUUCAUGCAAUGUUUGAUACCGCACGGCAAAUGAGAGAAAAAAAAAACUCCGCAUUUCCCGGAAACUUAGAUGCACACGACAGGUUGCGUCAGAAAGCUGCGUGUGUUAUUCCGGUCACUAAAUGCGGUGCUAACAUUUCUGCACUCAGUGCAAUAGUUAACUUAAUUCGAUACAAACAAACUGAAUAAACAAAGAGCACUGGUCGCUCACUUACCAAAUCUGUAGAGACAGAACAAUCACCAGCAACUAGAGCCGCGUCUUUAUGAAGAGAAGACUACAAGCGAAUCCAGAUCUCAGCGUUUGCAGAUGAGAACAGCUCUCAGGUAAACAAUAAUCCUCCUUAGACACGCAAGUUAUUGUUGUCGAGCGUCGCAUACACUGUUAAUCCACACGUGAUCCAGAUAAGCUCUCACAGAGAGAAAAUGAAAACGAAACUUACGGCAGCAAACUAUAAAAGCAACACUUCACGCUUGUUUUGCCAACACAACGUGGCGUCUUUGUGGUGUAAACACGGUGACACAAAUGAAUAUUAAUGAAGUUGCACAAUAGAGCGCGCUGAUUGGUUUGAACCAAGCCUUACUCAUGCAUUAAUGCAUCACACUGUAAUAAGUAAUAAGACACACUCUGGCACAGACGUCCAGUCUGCACGCUGGAAUACACGCUAUUAUGUCAUGACCGUGACGCAGCUUCAAAAAUUCGUUUCAAACAGGAAGUAGGAAUUUGCUUGAAAUAACGCAAAAACAACCAAUUUACACUUUUUAGUGAAAUAUAGGUGUCCUAAUAGUGUUUUUAGCAGUGUGGGACACAUAUACGACUGUCAACAGCUCAAAAAAUGUGUUUUGGUGUUUCGUGACCCUUUAAAGGUGUUUUUAGGUCAUUUUGGACAAAGAUAAAACCCAAAUGUUUCAAUCUUUUCAUUUUUUUGCGAGUCAGUCUUCUGUGUAGGGCCAUUUUUGCUUUAUUUAUUAGUUCUGAAUGAACUCAAAGGAGGAAGUUAUGCUUAAAACAGUGAAACUGCAAUAACAAAUCUCAGUACUGUCAGGGGUGUAGUGGACAUUUUAAAAGUGAAGGGGUCCGCUGUAUGAAAUCCAAAAGUUUACAUUCUCAAUCAUCUGUUUCUAAAUGGUCUGUCUCUAAAAGUGCGGGGGACUUGUCCCACCUGUCCCCCCCCCCCGGUUGCUACACCCGUGUGUACUGUUACUGCUAUAGUACUGUUACUUAGUAAAUCAUAUUGUAGUUGUGAUAUUGGGAAACAUACUGUAUAGGAAUGAACCAAAAGAAAAAUCACAAUGAAGGUAUUAUUUGUUUGAAUAUACAGAUUUCUUGAACUGUUUUUAAUAAUUAAUAAGUCUUGAUAAUUAGUUGGUUAUUUAGUGGGACCUUUUUGUACACAUGGUGCCUGUAAGGCCUGUUUAACUGUUGUUUUAUACCCAUAUUAAACUCAAUAAAUGUUUACUUAUUUGUA
This is a messenger RNA of Danio rerio (zebrafish), 3018 nucleotides long. It is a transcript of the gene tpm4b, whose product is annotated as tropomyosin 4b. NCBI's taxonomy places the organism in Eukaryota, Metazoa, Chordata, Actinopteri, Cypriniformes, Danionidae. Gene Ontology annotation, cellular component: cytoskeleton. The record is from RefSeq and is marked validated.